Molecule: messenger RNA, 894 nt
Organism: Alosa sapidissima (American shad)
Lineage: Eukaryota; Metazoa; Chordata; Actinopteri; Clupeiformes; Clupeidae
Product: tumor necrosis factor receptor superfamily member 17
Exons: 3
Coding region: 34-597 (187 amino acids)
Biological process (GO): tumor necrosis factor-mediated signaling pathway
Molecular function (GO): signaling receptor activity
Source: RefSeq, a predicted model, not a curated record
AUUCUGUCAGUGCAGCUUCGUUUCAGGGGGAAGAUGCUGUUCUACCUCGGCCUAAUAGUUUACAUCAGUCCUUUGUCUCUGGCAGUCAAACAGUGUCCUGUGAAUCACUACUACGAUGGCCUCAGUGAGGAGUGUGAGCCUUGCGAAUUACGGUGCAAUUCACCACCAGCAACUUGCACAGCAUCCUGUACUAAGAAUAUGUCAGAGUCACAGGGCAACAACUCAAGAGUGCUUUUGGUGGUUUUGUUUGUUGUGUUCCUGGGAGUCUUCAUGGCCAUGUCACUGAUCCUGCAGUAUCUGAGAAGAAAGACUUGCAAAAUUCACUCCAAACCCAAAGUACCCUGCCAGGAGGAAACGGGACCAACAGAACUACAAGAAGCCUUAUACAUCGCAGGGACAGAGACCCUAGCUGGGGCUGGCCAAGCUAUCCAAGAAGAGCAGAGUGAAGUAACUCCUAACUCCAGUCUGCCCCUACCCUCCACUGAAGAAGGCAGAACCAUGCUAGUGACAACGAAGACAGGACAGAACUAUGGAAGCAGGAUGCAAAGCACUGAUAGCGGAGCUCUCUACCUGUGGAGGUCUGGAUUUGUGCCCUGAUUGAAGAUCCCAAAGCAAUCUUAUCAAGGAGGGGGCUGUAACCAUGGAAGGCACUAUAUGAAUGCUACAAUGUCAAUGAUCAAUCAUUUCUCUGUGUCUUAUGAUAUUUAUACACCUUCCUUUUUUAAAUUUAUUUUAUUUUAUUUAUUUCAAGUAGGCUAGACUACUCCACAUGGUUGUGGUGAUUUAUCUGAAAAAGUUACAAAAAAAGGAAAACAAUGAAAAAUAGCCUACAGAAGUUAUAAAGCAGUAGACAGAAUUUUGGCCCAUUUCUUUUCCUUUUAAGUAGGCAUUUUU